This is a messenger RNA of Anopheles merus, 1077 nucleotides long. Its product is annotated as UPF0729 protein AGAP000931. The coding region runs from base 305 to 595 and encodes 96 amino acids. The record is from RefSeq and is a predicted model, not a curated record. NCBI's taxonomy places the organism in Eukaryota, Metazoa, Arthropoda, Insecta, Diptera, Culicidae. The transcript is spliced from 2 exons.
UUUUGGUAGUGCGUGUGUGUGUGUGUGUGUUUUAUUUUCUCAUCACACAGAAAAGGCUGGCAAAACAAAACACAAAACCAUCUGUGGUGGUCGUUUUUUACUCGUGGCCAUUCUGCAACUUCUACUCAUUCGACUGUGUUCGACGGCUCAGUGUUGUCUAAUAUACCAAUCCAAAGGACUACGGAUUGUUUGCAUCGAUCUGCAAACGUACCACUUGAGUAAGGCAACACAACCGGAAAGAGAGCAACGACCGCCGCGCGGUGAAGGAAACGACAACCUUCCAAUCUCACACCCGGAAGGAAGAAUGGUGUGCGUGCCGUGCUUCAUCGUGCCCGUGCUGCUCUACCUGUGGCACAAGUUCGUGCAGCCGCUCCUGCUCAAGUACUGGAACCCCUGGGAGAAGAAGGAUGCGGACGGCAACGUGAUCAAGACGGAGCCGAAAAAUCCGUUCGACUGUGCCGGGGGGGUGUGCCGGUGGGCAGGCAAGAAGACAACUGCGCCACCCGGUCACGACCCGGUGGGCCCGACGGUCGCCGCCGAUACCGCAACCUCCGACACUGCCGAUGAUGCUGCCAGCAGCAAGAAGACGCUAUAGAUAGACGCGAUGGUCGAUUUACUUGCUCGACUUAAACUUCCCCAAACCCCCCGUUCCCGGACUAGCAAACGCAUCGGUGGGUGCACCGCAUCUGUGCACAUAUGUAUUUUCAUGUGCUCCCCGCAUGAGUCAUCUACCGCGUGUCUACCUUUGCUGAGCAUUGGCGGGCGUAUGAAGUGAGAAGACGAUGUAGGGGGGCCACCGGAAACCAUCAACCAUUCAGCAACAUUCGAAAGCAAUCAAACCGACUAUUAGUAGCUCUGUUGGAUGAAGUCAUGAGUCAUGACCGAUUAAAUAUCGAAUCAUGCCUAGCGGGCAGCACAGCAAAAACUGCCACUUUCCCGUACCGUGUGAUAACCGAUGGAGCCGUUGGUUGCAGUUGCCGUUAGCAAAUAGCGGUGAAUCAAGGUUUUGUUCAUGUUUUAUUUCGAUUAAAAGGAGCGUUUAAAUUUUAAAUACAUUCGUACAGCCACCGCAAACCA